AAGGGCAUUAAUUCUUAAUAUCGGAAAAACCUUACUCCAUAUAUGGGACUAAAGCAUUAACAUAAUUUAUUCAUUCUGUUGCGGAUUCAUUUCACUCUGGUACAGCGCGCAUCACCCCCCCCACCCCCAGGCCGUGUUGGAAAGGGGACGUGGAUAUUAAUGUAGGCUUGGCUACUGGACAAAUAGGUAGGGCGUCAAGAACGUGAGGGGGGCGUGGUUACUGAGCAAGGGGGCGUGGCGGUUGGGCAAGAGGGCGUGGAAGUUGAUAAAGGGGCGUGGAUGCGGAGCAAAGGGGGCGUGGCUGCAUUAGGGGGCACGUGUGGUUGCCGGCCUUAGGCCGCGUCCGAGGCCGCGUUGUUUGUGUUUUGUGCGGGUGGGCGCGGAGAGAGAGAGAGACACACCGAGAGAGCGAGAGAGAGAGAGAGGGGGGCACUUGAGCACGGAGGAGCGAGACGCUGGGGCUGCGAGCCCCGUGCCGGCGCCUGUCUGCCUUCCUCGCGCGGGGCGGUGGAGCUGUCCCCGCGUCGCGUGCGGCUCAAGGCGAGGAGAAGGCCUGGCUCGGUGGAGCAAGAGUCUCUGCAUCUUGGUCCUAAAGCCGGGUUGCCGCUCCGCCGCGGUGUCGCGACAGACGGCCCCACGGCUUUCGCCCGUGAAUAGGCCGGUGCCCCGGCCCAGGCGGGGACCCCCGGUCGUGAACCGCCCGCCGCCAUGAGCGGCUCCCGGCCGGACGUGGUGUGGUGCCCGCAAAACGGCAACCGCUUCGUGAUCUGCGACUCGGAAAUCUCGCUGUACCGCGUGGACGCGGCGCGUGGUGGCGGCGGGGAGGCGCGCGAUGGCAGCCACCGGCUGUCGGAGGAUUCGACCGCCACGCUCCUCGACGUCAACUCGGAGACUCCCUACAUGAAGUGCAUGGCCUGGUGCCCCUGGCAGAAGUCGUCCGAGUGCCUCCUGGCGGUGGGCCAGGCCAACGGGCGCGUGGUGCUGACGAGCCUGGGCCAGGACGGCCUGGCUCGCCACAAGGAGCUAGUGGGCAAGGAGUUCGUGCCCAAGCACGCGCGGCAGUGCAACGCGCUGGCGUGGAACCCGCACGACCGCAGCCUGCUGGGCGCCGGCCUCGACAAGCACCGCGCGGACUUCUCCGCGCUGGUGUGGGACGUCAACGCCAAGUUCACGGCCUCCGAGGGCGCCUCGGCCGCCGCCAUCAUGGAGCGUGGGCGGCUGCUGCUGUCUGGCGAGGCCGAGACGAACAUGGUGGUGACGAAGCCCGUCUGUGAGUUCGGGCAGAACGACGCGUGCCUCUCGCUGGCGUGGCUGCCCCGCGACGCCCGCCUGCUGCUGGCGGGGAUGCAGCGCAACCUGGUGACCUACGACUUGCGCGACACCACGCAGAAGAAGCUCUUUGCCAACACCAAGGCGGUGCAGGGCGUAACCUUCGACCCGCACUUCCCCGACCGCUUUGCGUCAUUCUUCGAGGGCCAGGUGGCCGUGUGGGACCUGCGCGUGCCCGACAAGCCGGUGCUCACGCUCAACGAGCCGUCGCGCCAGCUGAGCAAGGUAGCGUGGUGCCCAACGCGCACGGGGCUGCUGGCAACGCUGGCGCGCGACAGCGGCGUUGUGCGGCUCUACGACAUGCAGCACACGGCGCCUGGUGCACUGGGGGAUGAGGCGGAGCCGCCCAUCAUCGAGCGCAGCGUGCAGCCGUGCGACGGCGCCGUGGCCUCGUUCGCGUGGGUGCCCACGUCGCAGAACGGCAUGCUGGCGCUCAGCCAGUCGCGCGCGCUUGUCGACUUCACGGUGUUCGAGCGCAUCGCGCUGGACUGGUGCCCCGCCGCCUCGCUUGUGUGGGCCUGCGGCCGCCAGCUCUACAACUGCGCCGAGAGCCCUGCGGGGGCCGGGCAGGCCGCCGAGCAGGACAUCUCGGCGAAGAUGAAGCGGCGCGCGCUGAACCGCUAUGGCGUGGAGACGGAGCUCGUGUGGACCAACCACGUGCUGGCCAUGGACGACGACCCGCAGCUCAAGUCGCUGUGGUACACGCUACACUUCAUGAAGCGCUACGUGCAGGAGCAGGAGGGCAAGCCCGGCAGCCAACCGCCCGCCGUCUACCAGGGCAUCAAGGCCAUCGUGCGGCCAGAUCCCGGGAAGCCGGAGAGCCUGCGCUUGUCGCGCUCGGACCCCGAGCGCCGCCUCGAGGUCUACACUUUCGACAGCGCCGAGCGGCGCUUGGCGCUCCGCCUCUGCGGGUGGACGGGGCCCCCGGCGCUCGCCGGGGACGAGCGCGAUGACCAGGGCGACGAGGCCUCCGCCGCCACGUCCACCGCGCCGCCGCCGCCGCCGCCGCCGCCGUCGUCGUCGUCGUCGUCGUCGCGGCCCUCUCCGGGACCCGCGCCGGGCCCCGCUCGGGAGCGGCUGCCGCUGCGCUCGGCGCUGGAGCCGGACGAGGAGUGGGAGCGCCGCGCCGCGAUGGCGCUCUUCCACCUACGCAUGCGCUACGCCAUCGACAUCCUGCAGCAGGGGGCGGCCUGCGCGAGCGGCGACGUGAACCUGAACGUGGUGGCCAUGGCGCUGUCGGGCUACUCGGCAGAGCGCGCGUCCCUCUGGAGGGAGAUGUGCGCCGCCCUGCGUCUGCAGCUCUCCAACCCGUACCUCCGCGCGGCCUUCGCCUUCCUCACAAGCGACGCAGGCAGCUACGAGCACGUGCUGAAUGAGCGAGGUAUGGCUGUGCGCGACCGCGUCGCCUUCGCCUGCAUGUUCCUCAGCGACGCUCAGCUGUCACGCUUUGUGGAGAAGCUGGCUGUGGAGAUGCGGGAGGCGGGGAACCUGGAGGGGAUGCUGCUGACCGGCCUCACCAGAGAUGGCAUCGACCUCAUGGAGAGCUACGUGGACCGCACGGGCGACGUGCAGACGGCAUGCCUCUACAUGCUGCAGGCCUCGUCGAGCGACAUCGUGAUGGAGGCGCGCGUGCAGCACUGGGUGGAGAGCUACCGCACACUGCUCGACACGUGGCGCCUGUGGCACAAGCGCGCCGAGUUUGACAUCCACCGCAGCAAGCUCGACGCUACGGCCCGCCCCCUCCAGCAGGUGUUUGUGAGCUGUAAUUUCUGCGGGAAGUCCAUCUCCUUCAGCGGCUCGACCACCACUCACCCCACCCGCAGCGGCUUCUCGCAGUAUGGGGGCAGCGGCUCCCCCGUCAAGUCAAAGGUCACGAGCUGCCCCGGCUGCCGCAAACCCCUGCCGCGCUGCGCCCUGUGUCUCAUCAACAUGGGCACGGCGGCCUCCAACUACACAGGUCCAUCCAAGCCGGAGGCGAAGGGAGGCCUCGGCAAGGAGCGCAAACUCUCCCAGUUCAACAGCUGGUUCACCUGGUGCCAGAACUGCCGGCACGGUGGCCACGCCGGACACAUGAUGAGCUGGUUCCGAGAGCACGCCGAGUGCCCGGUCUCCGCCUGCACCUGUAAGUGCAUGCAGCUCGACGCCACGGGCAGCCUGGCCCCCGCAGAGCCACUCUGAAGCGCGACAUGUGGGCCUUGGGACACUUGAGAGCUGGGACACUUGAGCUGGGGGACUUGGGACACCGAGCCCUAGGCCACGGCGAACUUGGCAACGGGAAUGCCGAUAUCGCCACUGUGCGUGCUGACCCCAACACUUCCAACCUCUUCAUUGUUACCUGGACACGAGGGUUUCCCCAGGGCGUCUCCUUGGGUGAGGUUGUACGAGCGAGUCUGCGCAUCUGUGGGCUGGCCGUGUGUCUGUGAAUCCAGUGCCUUGUUAGCUGGGUUUGUGUGUAACACAUGGGUUUGUGUGUAAUACAUGGGGGCGAUAAACACACUGCGUGAAGGGAAAUGAGGUGUGCUGGUAGUUUAAGUAAAGUAGGGAGAAUUCUGGUUUGGGUUGGUGGCGUAUUAGCCCACUGUGCUCUCGGAACCUGGUCAUCUGAAUUUGAUUCACAGCCACGGCCAACAUCAGUGAUGGAUACCUGCACCGGUGUGGAUAAAGCAAAUCAGGUUGAGUUGUCAAUAAAAGUGAAUUGUAACAGUG
Petromyzon marinus (sea lamprey) is the source of this 4035-nucleotide messenger RNA. RefSeq names its product meiosis regulator for oocyte development (gene MIOS). Gene Ontology annotation, biological process: cellular response to amino acid starvation; positive regulation of TORC1 signaling. Gene Ontology annotation, cellular component: cytoplasm. Gene Ontology annotation, molecular function: protein binding. NCBI's taxonomy places the organism in Eukaryota, Metazoa, Chordata, Hyperoartia, Petromyzontiformes, Petromyzontidae. The record is from RefSeq and is a predicted model, not a curated record.